CGAUUCAGACAGAAGAAACUAUUGAUAUCUUUGACAAUUAUGCGAGGUAGCCCAUGUCUUCCCAUGCAUUAUGCCUUUCCACGACCAAUCCAACACCCGGCCACUCGUAGCGAACCCGGCAAGUUGGAGCUGCACGCUUGCGUGUUCUGGCAAGAUGCCGCAAUGCGGAAAGGCGCUGCCAAAACUGCGACCAAAAAAGGUACCAAGACCCCAGACAUCUUCGGGCCCUAGCUAGAGUGCAGCUGGUUUGCCGUUCAGCAGGGCUAAUGCGCGAGUCACGAUCUGCGCCUACGUCGCAUCGCAACCAGGGUAUCUGGAACGAGGUGGGAGAUGCUCGACUCGCUGCAUAUAAACAUCUGAUGCUGCUCCCCUGAUCAUGUUUUCCUCUUCCCCUACCUUUCUUUCCCAUUCGUAAUUUGGUUACUCCCAUAUAACCUAUAGGAAAAGAGGUUCUCAUCCAGUGUGGAAGUUAUUCGUAAAUUUCGCACCAGUCACUCGCUAUCCCUUUCAAAUCGCAACCAGCAAUUCUGCUAUCUUUAAUAUAUUAAUUACCCUUUCUUUUCCAAGAACUCACCACCUUUUCCGACGACCAUGCGUUUCUCAACCACUCUUGCCACCGCUGCGGCGGUUGCUCCUUUCGUCAGCGCCCACGGCGAUGCUCCUAUGAUGCCUAGCAUUGUUGGGUUGAACAUGAGGGACUUGAAAACCCGCGAUAUGAUGAGUACUCUGAGGGCUCGCGCAGUCGAAAUCGCCGCACUAGAGAAAGAGGAAAUCCAAGCUGCCACCGCAAAGCGUCACCAGAACGUAAAGAGACAAGGAAACACCAACGGACAAUGUGGAGGUUCAUUCGGAAAGUGCGCCGAAGGAUACUGCUGCAGUGGCUCAGGAUGGUGUGGAAACACUGGCGACUACUGCUAUGCUCCCGGUUGCAAUUACGAGUUCGGUCCCGGAUGCCCCGACAACGUCGUUCCUGCUGGAGACGACACUUCUUCGAUUCCUCGCACAAAGGUCGGAUCCGUCCCCUACGGAGGAGCUGGUAUCUACCAGUGCACUACCCCUGGCACUGUUGCUCUUACAUACGACGAUGGCCCACAGAAGGAGUACACCGACCACCUUUUGGACGUCUUCAAAUCCUACAACGCCAAAGCUACCUUGUUCAUCACCGGUAACAACAUCAACAAGGGCGAGAUCGACACUACCCCCGAGUUCUCAGCAACCAUCAAGCGUGCUUACGCAGAGGGUCACCAAAUUGCUUCGCACACCUGGACCCAUCUGGAUCUCAGCAAAAUCUCUGAGACCGACCGCAAGAACCAGAUGGUGAGGAACGAAAUGGCCCUCCGCAACAUCCUCGGAUUUAUCCCAACAUACAUGCGUCCUCCUUACUCCAGCUGCACUGCCGAGUCUGGAUGUGAAAAGACCAUGUCCGAUCUUGGCUACCACGUCACCUACUUCAAUGUCGACACUGAUGACUACAACCAAGAUGCUACCGAUAAGAUCCAGAACGCCAAGGACAACUUCCAGGGCAACAUCACUGCCGGAGGUGCUACCCCAGCCAACAACGAAUGGCUCGUCAUCGGGCACGACAUCCACUACCAAACCGCCUACAACCUGACCGAGUUCAUGCUUUCUACCCUCACCCAGCUCGGCUACAAGGCUGUCACCGUCGGCGAAUGUCUCGGCGACCCAGUCGAGAACUGGUACCGCAACGGCGAUGGCAGCUCCCCUGCCCCAUCUGAUCCUCCUGCUGGUGGAAAGCCCGUCACCACCGACGCCACAUGUGGUGGUACCAAUGGAUACACUUGCCAGGGCAGCACUUUUGGCAACUGCUGCUCCGCCGCUGGAUGGUGCGGAAGCACUGGCGAUUACUGCGGCACCGGAUGCCAAUCUGACUUCGGCACUUGCGGUACUGGCUCUACUCCUGCUCCUGGCAAUCCCUCAACACCUGUUUCCGACGACGGCACCUGCGCUGGUACCAAGGGCCAAACUUGCACUGGCUCUCCCUUUGGAAACUGCUGCUCCCAGUACGGAUGGUGCGGAUCCACCGGCGACCACUGCGGCACGGGAUGCAACUCCGCGUUUGGCACUUGCCAGUAG
Messenger RNA from Periconia digitata, 2094 nucleotides. The record is from the annotation of a GenBank genome assembly. NCBI's taxonomy places the organism in Eukaryota, Fungi, Ascomycota, Dothideomycetes, Pleosporales, Periconiaceae.